This is a messenger RNA of Parasteatoda tepidariorum (common house spider), 1148 nucleotides long. The record is from RefSeq and is a predicted model, not a curated record. NCBI's taxonomy places the organism in Eukaryota, Metazoa, Arthropoda, Arachnida, Araneae, Theridiidae.
UUUUAAUCGAAUAGUCGUCGGGGGCUACAACACUAAACGACUUAAGGUAAGGGAUAAAACUGUGCAAUUAUUUUUUGGAGUUCAUCCUGGUAAAGAGAGAUAUCGUGAAUUAAUGUCCAUAGCAACUAGAAAUGCAGACGGUAUUCUUCUGGUUUAUGAUACUGCAAACAAUCGUACUUUUGAGAAACUUGGAGAAUGGUGUGACACAAUGAGGAAAUUAGCUCCAGAAGCAAUCAUAUUCAUAGUUGGUGCUCGAUCUGACCUUUUUCAUAAAAGGGAAGUACUUUUUAAAGAAGGCCAAAAUUUUGCCAAAAGUGAAAAUCUCGAAUUUUUUGAAUGCAGUGCCAAAACUGGUGAAAAUGUUGAAGAAAUUUUUGAACAAAUGACUUUGAGAAUACUCGAAAAGCAAGAAUUGAUACCAUUUAUUCCUCCUGUUAAAAUUGAAAUAGAAGGAAAGUCUCCGGAAUGGAAGCAAAACAAGUACGUGCCUGCUACGCGCACUAACGAGGAAGAAAUACUCAAUGGAUCUGCUAAUAAAACAGAAAUUCUUCCCCAAAAAGAUGCAAGUUAUCCAGAAGAUAGCGAUUCGGAGUCUAGAGCUGAAGUAGAGAACAUGAUUGUGAUAAAAGAAGAUAUUAUUGGUACUCAAUCAAGCAGCAAAUUAAAACCUUUAGAGCUAAACGAAAAUUACCAUCCUCCGAAUGAUAAAAAAGAUGUGAUUCCGAAAGUAGAAAAUUAUAUGCUUUCAGAAGAAGAGAUGCUACUGGAAGGAAAAUGUCCAGCGUGGUUUGCUUGAAAAAAAAAGAACUGUUAUUUGGCUCCCUUUAAGUUAUGAUGGUUAAAGAUAAGCUUGUUUUUCCCUCAUAGUUUUAAAAUUUUAUCUGACAAUUUUUUAUUGUUAUUUUGUUUUUGCAAAUUCUACUUAUAAUGGAUGCUACAAGACGUAACAGGCUGUACUUGUUGGUACUAUGAAACACAGGCGAUGAUAGCUUUCUCUAUCAGAGAUUCAAUUGAAGACGCGGUAUGAAAUGUGCAGAUUGUAACUUCAUUUUCAGAUUAAGCAAACCAUUGUAUUGUUUGGAAUCAAAUUUUAAAGUAAAUUUUCUUAAUUGUUUUUGAAAUAUAAUUAUUAAAAAAAAAUUCGUUCA